AGAAUCCUGAAUCUCACACUGGAGAUUAUCUAUCUGCUGACUGGAGAGGGCUACGUCAUCCCUAAGAAGAAGAGCCCAACUGUGGGUUUGGGGGCCCUGCAUGCCCCUGGCUCCGUCAUACAGAAGGAAAAUGACAAGAAGAUCCUGGAACUCAUCUCCAACAUCAUCCAGCUGCUGACUGGAGAGGAGCCGGAGAAUUUGAAUAAAGACAGUGUCCUCAGCAAAGAAGAGAUAAAGGUGGAGGAGGAGGAGCCCCAGCAGCUCCGCCCACUGGCCUGUGAGUAUAAAGAUGGGAGCGAUGUUACAGCACAUACGGAAGCAACUUUAUGUUGUAAUAAUGAUGGGAAUCUCACAAACCCUGAUGUUUCUCCAGCGGAACAGCCCCCACCGGCCAAUGGGAUUAAAGAGGAGGCGGCUUCAUGGGAAGAGGGAAACCAAUCAGAUUGCAGCAUUAAUCCCCUUACAGAACAGAUACAGGGAACAGACACACCUACUCCUAUCAUGGGGUGCAGCCUGAAUAUAUCGGAGGGUAUUAAAGAGGAACCGGCUUCCUGCAAAGAGGAAAACCAAUCAGAAUAUAAUAUUAUUACAGUUUCAGAACCAGUACGGCGAAACGAUAUCAUGGGGUGCAGCCUGAAUAACAGCUCGGCAGAGGAUUAUAUAUCAGUUGUUGUUAAAGAGGAACCGGCCUCAGCUGAAGAAGAUAACCAUUUUGCAGACCAAAUACAAUUAAUAGAUAAGUCGACUGUCAUGGGGUGGAGCCUGGAUUACAGCUCGGCAGAUAAUUAUAUAUCAUAUGACAAUAAAGAGAAGGCAGCUUCAUGGGAAGGGGGAAACCAAUCAGAUUGCAGCAUUAAUCCUCUUACAGAACAGAUACAGGGAACAGACACGCCUACUCCUAUCAUGGGGUGCAGCCUGAAUAACAGCCCUAUAAAAAUGAAGGGUAAUAAAUAUAAUGAAAAUGUGACUAGCUCCCCCCAUAAAUCUCACAUAGCAAAAAAUCCAUCCAGCCACAAUGAGCGAAGCUUUGAUACCCCUCAAGGAAUCCAAACAGGAGAGAAACGAUUCCCUUGUUCUGAGUGUGGGAAAUGUUUUGCUUCCCAAAAAUAUCUUAGUUUCCAUUCGAGAAUCCACACAGAACAGAAACCUUAUUCCUGCCAUGAAUGUGGGAAAAGUUUUUCGAGCCAAUUGAGCCUUGAUCGUCAUCACAGAACCCACACAGGGGAGAAACGAUUCUUUUGUUCUGAAUGUAGGAAAUAUUUUGCAAACUCAUCACUUCUAAGAGUCCAUGAACAACGAACCCACACAGGGGAGAAACCAUUUUCUUGUUCCGAAUGUGGGAAAUGUUUUAUUAAUGAAUCAGAACUCACUGUCCAUCGACGGCGAACCCACACAGGGGAGAAGCCAUUUGUAUGUUCUGAUUGUGGGAAAUGUUUUCUCAGCUCAUCAAACCUUACUGUUCAUUACAGAACUCACACAGGGGAGAAACCUUAUCCCUGUUCUUAUUGUGGGAAACGUUUUGCCACUUCAUCAGCCGUCUUUUCCCAUCGACAAAGAAUUCACAUUGGGGAGAAACCAUUUUCCUGUUCCGAAUGUGGGAGAUCUUUUAUGAAGCCAUCAGAACUCACUGUCCAUCAGAGAAUUCACACAGGGGAGAAACCUUUUUCCUGUUCUGAGUGUGGGAAAUGUUUUGCACGUAAGGGCAGCCUUAAAACACAUGUUUUUGAAAUUCACACAGAGGGAAAACCAUAGGCUCGUUGUCAUUGUGUAAAACAUUUUUCUCACAUAGUUUAUAUCCUAUUCAUUUUCAAAAUAUUUGGCAACUUUGACAAAUAUAAAGAGGCUGUUUAUGAACGUU
This is a messenger RNA of Xenopus tropicalis (tropical clawed frog), 1858 nucleotides long. RefSeq names its product oocyte zinc finger protein XlCOF7.1-like. Gene Ontology annotation, cellular component: nucleus. The annotation marks the transcript as partial. NCBI's taxonomy places the organism in Eukaryota, Metazoa, Chordata, Amphibia, Anura, Pipidae. The transcript is spliced from 4 exons. The record is from RefSeq and is a predicted model, not a curated record.